AUGGACGCCUCCUCCCUCCGCAUCUCCAAGUUCGAUGGAACUAACUUCCACGCCUGGAAGUUCAAGAUGCAGAUGGUGCUGGAGGAACGGGACCUAUGGGAGGUCGUCAGCGGUGAGAUCAAGGCGGAACAGUGCGAGACUCAGUUGGACCAAGCGACGUACAAGAGGAAGUCAAGAAAGGCGAUGGCAGUGAUCUGUCUAGCCAUGGAAGAUUCCCAGCUACCGUUGGUCCGGUCGGCAAGUGGUGCAUGCGACGCAUGGUCAAGGUUGGAAGACCACUUCGAGAAGAAGAGUCUUGCCAACAAGCUGUUCUUGCGCCGUCGCUUCUUCACGACAAUGAUGGAAGAAGGCGACGAUGUGCUCGAACACAUCAACAAGCUCAAGACGCUGGCGGAACAGCUAGAAGCGGUGGGGGCUCCAGUCUGCGAGGACGAUCUGGUGAUCACACUCCUCGGCAGCCUGAGUGACUCGUAUCAAUUCUUGAUCACAGCUUUGGAGUCGCGCUCAGACACUCUUAGCUGGGAGCUCGUGACGUCUCGACUGCUUCAUGAAGAAAUGAAGCGGAAGGAGCAAGGAAGUAAAGGUGAUGAAGCUUCGCAAGGUCAAGCGUUCAUCACAAGGGACAAUCAGCGCAAAGGGCGACCAGUGAAGAAGUCCUGGCCGUGCCACAAUUGCGGAAAGAUUGGUCACUGGAUGGCGGAGUGCCCCUCGCGCAUCCAAGAAAACACGGAGAGACACCGGCCACAGCGUGCUCAAGACAGCGGCGACCGCUAUCGAUCACAACGUGCAAACGUCGCUCAAGAAGAAGACUCGGGCGACUACCUCUUUUCGAUCGGUGAAACGACAUCUGCGAAAUCGAGCGACAUCUGGCUGGUCGACUCCGGGGCGACGCAGCACAUGACGUGCUCCAAGAAGUUCAUGCGGAACUACAAGGGGUUUGACGCUGUGGAUGUCCAUCUCGCGGAUGAUGGAAUCGUCCAAGCAAUCGGCAGUGGGGACAUUGUCAUGUCGAUGAAGACACCCCAAGGGAUGAAGAAAGGUGUGCUCACAAACGUGUGGCACAUCCCAAAGUUAUCCAGAAACCUGUUCUCGGUCGGCCGCUUCACCAAGGAUGUCGGCCCAGUGACGUUCACGAAGGAUGGGUGCUAUGGAGAAGCGAAAGGGACCAAGUGGAAAAUUGGUGCCCGUGAAGGUAAAGGACUGUUCAAGCUGCAAAUGACUCCAGUGGCGCCAGAACAAGCAAAUGCAGCCAAGUCGUCGGGAUGUCAAGGGUGA
Molecule: messenger RNA, 1275 nt
Organism: Peronospora matthiolae
Lineage: Eukaryota; Oomycota; Peronosporomycetes; Peronosporales; Peronosporaceae
Source: the annotation of a GenBank genome assembly